AUGUUAGAAGGUGUUGACGUCACUCUCCUUCUAAGGUUUUAUCUGUGUGUACCUUUGGGGUACUUCAGUAGGGGAGAAAGCGUGUCAGCCUUGGUGCCCGUUGUUUUGUGUCAUCAAGAGGAAAUUUUGAGGCCUUUAGACCCUUGGCACUAUCCUUGUUGUUCGACAAGGAGCCAAGGACGGUUUAGGCUUAGGCACGAGGUGUGGCCACCAGAAGGUCUUUUGCAUGCCCUUUGGGCCUUUGGCAGUCCUUAUCAUUUGACAAGGAAGGAUGGCGGGGCUUGGGCUUGGCUUGACUCAAGCUUCAGCAAGGGGAAGCGCAUGGUGGGCUUAGGGUUUGUCUCAAGCUUCGGAAAGGGGAAAAUUUUUGUGAGCCCUUAG
Prunus armeniaca (apricot) is the source of this 381-nucleotide messenger RNA. The record is from the annotation of a GenBank genome assembly. Lineage: Eukaryota; Viridiplantae; Streptophyta; Magnoliopsida; Rosales; Rosaceae.